Entamoeba invadens IP1 is the source of this 1134-nucleotide messenger RNA. RefSeq lists its product as hypothetical. The transcript has a single exon. Bases 1 to 1134 code for a protein of 377 amino acids. The record is from RefSeq and is a predicted model, not a curated record. Lineage: Eukaryota; Evosea; Mastigamoebida; Endamoebidae.
AUGAACAAUGAGGCUGUUUCUUCACAUAUGAGCGAAGAACAAAUUCGAACAAUUAAAAGGUGUAUUCUCAUGUCACAUGCAGCAUUUAGUAGAGAUACCCUGAAUCGUGCAAAGACGUUGGCAUUGAGUGCAAAAACGAGCAAGACACAAGUGAUGACUAAUAACACUGCCCAACGAAACCAAAUUAAAGAAGAAAGAGACCUUCACAAGUGUAUUGCAAUAUCUGUCGAUUCAACCACGAAAGGUGACCAAGUAAUAUUUUGUGUUUUCGUGCGUUUAGUUAAAGGUAAACCUGUCUACUCAAUGCCACUAUUAUUACAAGAAUACAAAGGAUCAACAGAUGCCAAAACGCUAGCAAAGUGGCUUGUUGAUAAAAUUACCAGACUUGGAUUUAACUGUUAUAGAAUUAUCAACUGUACAACAGAUGGCGCAUCAGUGUGUUCUGGUUUGGAUGGAGGACAUUCAGUGGAAAUGAAUGAAUUAAUCAACAAAGAUGAACCUUCGGGUAUACCUCUUAUUGAUACAGAAAUGAAAAACUUUUGGUGUAGUGCACAUUGUGUAGCUCUAACUGGUGAAGGAUUAGAUAAGGAGCCCGAGAUAAAAAUGUUGAAAAUAUUAUGUCAAUGGUUCUGUAGAAAACGAAGUAUGUCUGACUAUAAUCAACAUUGCCGAAUUGAACACAGAAUUAAAGCAACGUAUUCCUUUACUCGUUGGUGUUAUAUAUACAAAAACGUUGAAGAUAUCACCAAUAAUUAUGAACAAGUUGCAAAUUAUUUGAGUACUGGAGAACCACUUGAAAGUCUAAUGACAGAAUUCGAUAAAAAUGGCAUUGUGUUUGGCCAAGAUGGUGUACAUUUUAUCAAAAGUACUCAAAAUGAUUAUGAAGUAACAGAACAAUGUCAAAACGCAAGUGAUAUGGCAGAGGAAGAACCAGUUCAAAGAAUUCUCUAUAAUAUAAACAAUGAAAACAUCAAGAAAAUAUUUUUCAAUGCAAAAGAAGUAUUUAGAAUAUUGCUUACUCUCGUUUCUUUAUUGCAAGAUGAUGACUGUCUUUUGUUUGAAUAUGUUGAACGCCUUGAAUUAUUUAAAAGUUAUAUUGAUAUUUUACUAAAUGAAGUUAAAAGUGGUGUUUAA